Messenger RNA from Clunio marinus, 759 nucleotides. The record is from the annotation of a GenBank genome assembly. Lineage: Eukaryota; Metazoa; Arthropoda; Insecta; Diptera; Chironomidae.
AUGAAAGAGACAAUUAUUUUGUUUUGUAUAAUCUGUUACAUAACUAGUGGAAGUGCCUCUUAUGGACAUCAACGUUGUGUACAAAAUUAUCUUCAAAACAAAGCGCUCCACCCUGAUUGCAAAAAUAUCAUCUUGGAGUUAUCAGAGUCGGUUGCUGCCAAGGUUGAAAGUCUUAUCAAAGUUUCAUUUAAAGAACAUCAGUUUUCGCCUUUUGCAAGAUCAUGUGGAUGGAAUCUCAUGAACAAAAAUAAAGUUGUUGGGAUAAGCUUAAAGCCUUUCGCAUAUCACUACGCGAAUAUCGAGGGCAAUCAAUGGACGACAGAGCAAGAGGUUGAAGCAGAAGUGAAAAGCACAAUAGAAAUUCUUGUAAGGUAUGCAAAGCAAAUCUGUCAACCCGAAAUUAAUCUUGGACCGACAUUCAUCAAUGAAAUGAAUAACUUGAAAUCGUUUUCAUCUUCAAGCACGCAUAACGACAACUGUGCGAUAAGUUAUCUCAUUAAAACAGAUUUCAUCGAUUCACAAUUGUACAAUAUUGACGCAUCAUUGUAUGAAAAUGAUGACUGCGAGUUAGAAUUCACAACUUGGCGAGAUAAUUUUCCCAAACAAAAUUUGCAAUCAUUUCAUGAACAUUUUCCGGAAACUUUCUUUGGAUUUCCCUGCACGAAUGUCUCCAAAUGCUUGCAACAAAAAAUGAAAGAUCAAAAGCUGAAUCAAUAUCUACUUUCAUUUAGACACUCGUUUUAUUCUCCUAUGUUUUGA